GACAAUUUCUACAACAACCCUUUCAAGGCGCAACACAACAGCAGCAAUGGCGCCACCAACACAGAAGCCGUCAGGCUCAAAAUCCAAGAAGCCAAGUGCGAAAGCCAACCAGGCUGCCAAAGCUACCCUCAAGGGCGUGCACGCCAACAAGGCCCGCAAGAUCCGCAAGUCGACUUCGUUCCACAGACCAAAGACCCUCGUCCUCUCAAGAUCUCCCAAAUACCCACGAAAAUCCAUCCCUCAUGAGACCCGACUUGACCACCACAAGAUCCUCAUCCACCCUCUGAACACCGAGAGCGCCAUGAAGAAGAUCGAAGAGAACAACACCCUGGUCUUCAUCGUCGACACCAAGGCCAACAAGCAGCAGAUCAAGGACGCGUUGAAGAAGUUGUACGACGUGGACACUGUCAAGAUCAACACCCUGAUCCGACCUGAUGGUACCAAGAAGGCAUUCGCCAGAUUAACGGCGGAUGUGGAUGCCUUGGACAUUGCGGCCACGAAGCUGUCGAUUGUGUAAAGUUGAGGGGAAAGUGUGACCAGGGUUUGGCGAUGAGUUGACGGGGCGAAUCUCCUGCUUUCUUUUUGCGUCCGCGGAUGGAAAACAUUGCUCGAGCAUGACUUAUCCAGUGGGAAGAAAAUUUCAAAGCGGCUCGACAUAGAAUCAGUCGAAGCAUGAUCAUGACUCAAAGUCAGGUGUUGCAUCCGAAUAAUGCAGAAGAAAAAAAAUCCAUUUAUGAGCAGAAAUUCUUUUGGUCAUUACGAAGGCCGCUGCGAUUCAUGUGCCUUUUGCCAAACGAGAUAUGGUGUUGUUACAAGUGCU
Messenger RNA from Exophiala oligosperma, 820 nucleotides. RefSeq lists its product as uncharacterized. Gene Ontology annotation, cellular component: cytosolic large ribosomal subunit; ribosome. The record is from RefSeq and is a predicted model, not a curated record. The coding region runs from base 47 to 517 and encodes 156 amino acids. The transcript has 3 exons. Gene Ontology annotation, molecular function: structural constituent of ribosome. NCBI's taxonomy places the organism in Eukaryota, Fungi, Ascomycota, Eurotiomycetes, Chaetothyriales, Herpotrichiellaceae. Gene Ontology annotation, biological process: ribosomal large subunit assembly; translation.